AUGUCUUCAUUUUUAUCAUGGCUGAAGCCAAUGAGCCAAGAGGAAGAAGAUGAAGUUAGAAGAUGCCUCAAAGAGAGGUCGCAGAGGCUAGAGAAAUCAGGCUACGACGCGACACGGGAUGGGCCCAGGGACGUGGCUCUGGCCCUCCGACUAGGCGAACUUCUACGUCAGGAUUCUGUCAAGGAGUGGUGCUCAAAAGACGGACCUGAUGCAGCAGAGUUUGCAAAGACCUACCUCGACCUCCUGCAAGAUUCCUGGGGCAGCCCCGUCACCGGGCUCUUCAAGAUCUCAAACGGCCUCAGUGGCGCAGCAGGACCUCUGGCGCCCAUUUCCCAGUAUCUUCGCAACGGCUUUGCUGCCUCGCGCGAUAUCGCUGCUGCUUCCCAACACCGUCUUGCCGUUGACCACCCGAAAGUACCUGAUCCAAUGCCGCAGGUAGCCUCAGACGAGCCGCGAGGGCUUCAAUCCGGAACCGUUCAAUCACAGCAUGAUAUGGACACGCUAAGCAACAAGGAGUUGAUUUUCGGCAUGGGCAAAAACCUAUGGGACAUAGCCCGUAUGGCCAAGCUUGCCUUUAGCCCCAAGGUGCUCAAGUUCUUCUGGCAUAUACGGAGACGGGACGCCGAACUUACUGCUCGGGAGUUGGAAGAGAUCCGAGUGGAAAUAAACGAGGUGUUGUUGAAAUCGACAAAGGAAGACGGAUCGGACAGUGCCACCCGUGUCAUGCUGGAGCAUUUGAACGAGACAUUUCGGGAGAUGACGGAGACAAUCCUCAAAUCGCAGCAAAAGCAGGACGUUACUGCAUCGUCUGGCACAGUGAUUCAGUCAGGCAUAUCAGAACCCAUCAGCGCUCGCUUGCACACUGUUGAUAUCAACCAAGGCCCAUCAUACAUGGCCUUAUCUUACGUAUGGUUUGACCCACGCAUUUCCCUCUAUCAAAAAAGCCAGGUCAAGUCCCAAGGUAAGCAGCAUGAGCUCAUAUGUGACGGCGAGUCUAUACCCAUAACCGAGAACCUGCACAAUGCUCUCCGUGCCUUGUUCACACUCGAUGGUGAUGGGCAGUCAACAGCCAGUAGGCUGGGAUGCGACCGGCUGUGGGUGGAUCAGCUGUGUAUCAACCAGCAAGAUGAUGUCGAGAAGUCGUCUCAGGUCGCUUUCAUGGGACAGAUCUACAAGUCGGCCAAGGCAGUCAUCUCCUGGCUGGGCCCGGAAGACAGCCACACUAAGCAAGCCCACGAGGUGAUCACGGCGCUAUCUUCAAUUCCCAAACCAGUUUACACCAGCGCCUCUUACGAUCCGGCCUCGGAGAUGAAACGCUUCAGCUCGGUGGCUUGGAUGAGUGCGGUAGUCUUGCUCAGUCUGCCAUACUUCCAACGGGCUUGGAUCGUCCAGGAGUUGGCGUUCGCCAGGGAGAACACCAUGGUUUGGGGGAGCCAGGUGUUUGUGUGGAAGGACAUAAGACGAGCUACCAAGUAUCUCUCCUCGAACAACACCUGGGCCCUCUUGCGGAGGGAAGUGGAUGCGUUCAAGCCGAUGUGGGAGCACUUGGAGUCGCAAUCCAGUAAACUCAGUGCCGAGCCCUUGUCCAGCGCAAUCGAAUUACACGUCACGAUCAAGAAUCUUGCGUUCAGGGCCCUUUCCCCCGAGUCUCCGUACAAGCUACUCAUGGCAGGGCGACUACUGCAGGCCAAAGAUCACAGGGACAAGUUCUUCGCGAUGCUGGAUCUCGCCAAAACGAGUGCCCAAAGACUCGGCACCCGGUUCCCGAACUUCAAGCCGGACUACAACAAGAGCAUCGAACAGGUCAUCAAAGAGUUUACAGUCGAGUUUAUCAAAGCCAAAGGGGACUUGACUAUUCUCACUCAAGUGGAAGAUCGCAGCCUCCGCAACAAACGUACUCUUCCUUCAUGGAUGCCGGACUUCACUGCAGCACUGCUUCCCCUAGAUCUUUUAGGCGCAUCACAAAAGAAGAGAUGGAAAGCAGACGGUGGUGCUCAGCGUGGUAUCAAGAUUGUCGCGGCCAACUCUGUGCUCGCUGUACACGGCCACAAAGCAGACACAAUCCAAGCGACAGCUGUUAGCUUCAAUAACAUCAUGGCUAAUGGCGACUGGCGAUCUAUUCUGGCGCUCACCAAAUCACUGUACAAAAUGGAUGGGCCCCACGUGAAUUAUCCAGCCGACGACCGGUUGCUCAGCGCGCUUCUCUGCUCCUCCUCCGUGCUCAAGAUGAACAAAGAUUCGAAGGCGAGGGCCCAGCUUAAAGCUGAAUUCGCAGACUGGAUGAUCAACAAGCUGCGGGUCAUUGAAGAGAAGUCGAGAUGGGAUCCCACAGCCGCCGUGCUGCUGGCAAAGAGAGAGCUGGAUGAGAUGAAUGAUUAUCUCAAGGAGAACAUCAGCGACCCCAACGCCCCGAGACUGGGAAGCGGAUUGCCCAUGCCCAACUUGACCAAAUCAGAUGAGUUUCGCAAGAUGAUGUUCUCCGGACCGCAAACGGAGACGAUCAGCUCACGAGAUGCUGUGGCCCUCAUUGACGCGACUAAGUCAGCAAUGACCCAGCUCUGGGAGUUGAACCAGGACGGCUUCUUCCCUUCUCCAUCACAAAUCCGGGAGACGCUGAGGGCGUUCCAGCCAGCAGCCGUAGUCGCGCCCAACGCGAACGCCGACGAACGACAGCAGGAACGGCAAAGAAUCCAAGACAGGGCCAAGAAGUUCGAACUCUCGAUGGGCUCCCAUCUGGAGGCACGCGUGCUUUUCCGCAGCGCGAGCGGAUAUCUAGGCCUCGCGCCGCAGAGUGCCGAGGCAGGGAGAGACGAGGUCUGGGUACUGGCCGGGCUGCCUGUCCCCAUUGUGCUGCGGCCAUGGCACGGCGCUAUGGGCGAUAAUGCGUACCAGGUGGUUGGCCAUUGCUAUCUUCCCAACCGCAUGAUGGCGGACGCAGCGAAACAACCACCAGAUUAUUUUCAGCCGCUACAUCUCGUGUAG
This is a messenger RNA of Clonostachys rhizophaga, 2982 nucleotides long. Lineage: Eukaryota; Fungi; Ascomycota; Sordariomycetes; Hypocreales; Bionectriaceae. The record is from the annotation of a GenBank genome assembly.